AUGGAAGCUGCACUUAAUGGUCUGGCUGGGACUGUCAAACAUUCUGCAUCGAAAGAAGCCAUCAAUGUGGCAAAAGAAACAUGGAAGCGGUUCAGUGAUAAGAAAGACGUUCCAAUUGUUCACCUCAGAGAAAAAUGCCUGGCUGCUUUUGAACUUGCAUUCGAUCAUGGCAAUGAAAAACAUCAUCAUGCAGUGGACGGAGUACAAAUCCUUCUUCGUGAUCAAUUAUUCCACGACACAAUCACAGAAGAAACUCAAAACAGUUUACCGUCACAAGUUUUACAUGCCAUGACCGGAAUAGAUGAAUGGAGAAGUCAAUUACAAUGUAAAUGUAUUACGCUUCUGGUAGAAAUGGUAUGUAGUAACGAAUUAAAAGUUUCGAUGAUAGAUGUGGAACAGUGUGUGCAGAUUUACAAAAGAGUUUAUGGAAAAAAUGAAGAAGAAAGAGUUCGAGUAGCUUGUCGGGCUGCAACCACACAAUCCCUUUCUGCAUACUUUUCAAAUCGUUAUGCUGCUUGCGAAUCACCUCAGGAAGCUAUUGCGGUUUAUAUGGACGUUGGGAAAAUGUUAGAAGAACUUAGUGCAGAAGUAGAACAAAUGAGUAGUGCCCAUGAGCAAUGCCUGAUUUCUCUCGAUGCCAUUUGUGCUCUUUUGACAUCGUCGAAUUUGAGAAUUCUCCGUCAUCAACCAUUUGUGAACUUGUUAUGGGAGAAAAUUUGUCCACUGAUUAUACUGUUGCUGGGGAUUCCCCAAAAAGGAAUGAGCAUUUCAUUAAAAGCAUCGGAAAGUGGUGGAAAUGAUGAGCCAGUUGGAGAAGGUAAAAUUGAUUUUGCUCUCGCACCUUCCGUGAUCACCAACCCUCACACAUGGCGGGCUUUAUACCAAAUCGUAGAUCAAUUAAUUCGGCUGAUGAUAUCUGAUCCAUCUCUUGCAUCGUCCCUCGAAGCUUUGUUCCACAAAGCUUUUCUAUUUCCACGGUUGGAUCAACGAUCAGAAGCUCUGAGGCUCAUUAAGAAAAUACUGGGAGACGGAUCGAAAAUGAGUAAAAUUGCAAAAAGUUGUGUCACUACACGAUCUUUAUCGUUAUGGAGAAUGUUGAUGACUUGUAUAGUUGAAUGUGCCAAUCCACAAUUGGAGUUGAGUAUUGAUGCAGUUAAAACUAUAGUUGCUAUGUUGGAUGGAAUGAAACAACUGUCAACUCAUCGCUUUUUCACAGAGGACGAAAAGAAAAUGAUUUCAGAAACAUUCUUAUCUGUGGAAGAUACAAUUGUGAACUCUUUUUCUCUAAAAUGUUCUGAGCGAGCUUCCGAUAUUUCCACAGUGGAUGAAGACACCGAAAAUGUUUUUGAUCAAUCCGGAAGUAGUUCUGCAUCGGAUGAUCAAAUGGCACUGAAGUUAAGAAGACUUGAACAGAAAUUCCGAUGUGGAACAAUUUCUACCAGAAGGUCUAGCGAGUUAGAUGAAAGUAGCGAGAGAAAUACCGCAAAAAAUUUUGUUGAGUCAUUUUCUGAAAACUUGGAAUUGAUUGCUUCUCCUAAAAGCACACUAUCGAUAGACGAAGCUAUUCUACAGUUUGCAUCUAACUUCUAUGCUAACUUUUGUUCUGUCCAUGCCGACGCAUACAAGUCUCGAUCAAAAAUUCAACAAGAAUUCCUGAAUACUGAUGCGAUAUACCUAACGACGUAUGCAGCUCUCUCAUACGUCUCUCGCCCGAAUACAUACACUUUGGAGGAUUUGAAAAAGACUGUUUUGAAUUCUGGAAGUGUGGUCCACGUGGCGAAUGGAUGGCUGGAAAAAGUGUACGAUAAUCUCAAACUAGCAGAUGUCCAUGCCACAAAAAUUACUCCAACGCUGAAAAAUGUGAUCAACGAUUUCGAUGGGCAAACAAAAGGAUUACUGUCGGAUGUCGAAAAGUUGAAAAGAAUAAAAACAAGACAAGACGAAGUGGAUUGUACUCAAGAGAAAAAUGUGGCAAGAUGGAUGACGAGUUCCGCAUGGCAGAUGAUAAUUGAUGUUCUCUCAACGUUCUCAUCAGCUAAGGAAAAGAGAAAAACAAGGGAGAAGAUUCGAGAGGCAAUAUCAGUUUCUAUUUGUGGAAUGCGAAAUCUUUGUGCUGUUGCCCAAGUUUUGGGAUUAGAAUCUCGAUGUGGUUGGAUAUUCGAACAACUCGUUGAAACUUCCUGCUGUCUCGAGGAUCUUAGGGACGAUGCUAUUGCUUCUGACAGUGAACAGAAAUCCACUUGCACUUCUCGGGAACAUCUUCUGGCCAUGCAACUGGUUCUUGAUGAAUCCAGAAUUGCAAUUCAUGCGUCUUCAUGCUGGAAACAUAUUAUUCGCUGUUCUGAAUACAUCUGGGAGCUUGAGAAGUACAUUUAUGGAGCCCUGUGCUAUGAGAAGCCCUCUCGACUGAAGUUUCUACGUAGAAAAACGGAAGAAAAAGAGGAGGAUAAGGAAGAGAACACAAGCGUUGCUGACAGUUCCAUAGAAAAUGCACUUGGUGAUGAGCCCACACUUUCUGUUCACUCGUUGAAUCGAGCAAUUUGUGUUCUGAUUGCCAAAGUUGAUCGAUUCUAUUCUCAAGUUUGUCGUGAAUUAUGCCUUCCUGCGCUUCAUGAUCUCUGCGUGGCGAUUGUAUCCUCAUCUGAGAAUCGAAUAUUCUAUUCAGCUCAGAAACACAUUCAUUUGACUGCACCAGUUUCUCUGUUGACAAGAAUUUCUGAUAUAAUAUCCACACUUUCUCAUCGUCCUUUGAUUCAUCAAAUGUUCAUUUACCCUUUGGUAUCUGCACAUUUUGUGAAAGUGUGUCAGUGUGAUCAGGAAUCUAGAAUAGCUGCUUCAGCAUUGGCAGAAGUUGUUACAAGGUUGCUGAUAACAGAAUCACCGGGAAUGUCAUUCAACCAAACGCUCAUUGUUCCUUUUCAGACUGCAUCAUGCUCGGAGAACUGCUCAGAAGAAACAAAAGAACAACUUCUGUGUGCUCUCAGUCAAUUAGUUCUCUCUCAAGCUGAUAAAAUAGGUUCUGGCUGGAAACCACUUUUUGGGUCAUUGAAAGCAGUUGGUGCUGCUAGAGAUGAGAAAGUUCAUUGGUGUGCGAUUGACGUCAUUUCUUCAUAUCUCCGAAUCGAUAGUCCAUCGAUUCUAUCCUCAAGUAUUCUUGAAUGUGUUCCGUGUGUUGUCAACUUGCUUCAAAAUUCUGAUGACUCUUCGGAAGUCUCUUCUGCUGCACUUCGACUACUUCCGAACAUUUAUUCAUUGAUUUUAUACCUCUACAGUACUCCACACAUUCCAAAUUAUCACCUGCUUCAUCGAUCAGAUUUGCGGUCGAAAUGCUUGGAUACAGUAGAAAUGGAUCAAGAUCCGGUGGCAGUUCCUCAUGGGCCACUUCCAUGGGAAGGAAAAGAAACAUAUGAAAUUGCAGCAGCUGAGCUUUUUCUGACAUUUAUGGAUCAAAUCUGUGGAACACUUUUGACGUCUUCUCCAGAUACUCAGAAGAACCUUCUGGAUAUGAUCGGACGUCUCCUGGUAGAUAUUGCUAACAAACCAUUAGGAGCGGAUAGUGGAGGUGUAUGUAUGUCAGCUGUAAUUCUUCCAUACGUUCAAAAAUGGAUAAGACGACCAGAUGUAGAGGAGGUGAAGAUCUUGAAACAAGUCAUUGGUGCAUGCACUCAAACAGUAAUCGACAUGUUGGAAUUAGAGAAAAUGUCUGCUUGGCGAGAUAGACUUCUUCGGGAUAUAUGUUCUUUGAUAGUAGAAUGUACCCUUUUUGAUAAAACAUGUGCAGUGGCUCCAGCAUAUUUCACUCUGAUUGCUAAUAACUCUACACACUUUUCAACUGAGCAAUGGAGUAUAUUUAGUAAUUUCUUAGCAAAUGCAUCGUCUCAAAGUCUUCGACACAUCAAACUUCUCAAUUCAUUUUUCGUCCGAAAUUCUACAGAUGAGAACGGAGAUAUUGGAGAUGUGACAUCUUAUAAUCCGGGAAAGCUCUUAUUCCGACAGUUUAUAGCAGCUGUUCAAGUUUUCUCUUCCCGAAAAGAGAGAUUUAUUAAUGAUGAUGAAGAAGAUUUGAGUAGUGGAAUAGCAUUGAUAAUGUUAUCUCAUGGAGCAGAUACUCACAGAUUAGAAGUUCACUCAAUCAUUUCUACCCUUUUCACUCAUUGUCUUCUUCUCCAAUUAAUUGCAUCUCUUCUUCUCUCAGAAGACUCAAAUCCCAAGCUCAAAGCCUCAUUGAUCGGUUCCACAAGUCCCAUGGAUCCGAAGCUGGAUGAUUCGAUUUAUCCAAUCCUUUAUGGAAUUCUCAGCGAAUCUUCAGAGACAAGUCUUGAUUUCGAUAGUCGACCAGCAGUCGGAAGUUUACUUUCUCGAAUGUUGGGAAUAGAGCAUGCGAACCUUUUGAAAAUUCUCGUCAGUUCGAAUUUGAUCAGAACGAUAAGUUUGUUGAGAAGAUUUGAGAGAACCAAAAAACAAGGACAUCUCGAAGAGAUCGCAAAAUUGGUUAAAUCGAGAAGUAUUGACUUGAAGAGUGUAGAAUUCGAAGUGAGCACAAGAAGAAGUGCUCUUGUAUGCAGAGAGCAUGCGAUUACAAUGUACCACCUGGUUCCUGUGGAAAAUGGAGAAGAAAAUGCAUAUCGACUGGUUUCCCAAGAUUUUGUAGACGAUGCGUUGAGCGAAUAUGACAAGCAUCGUGAUCGUUUGAAACCAUUUGUUCCCGACCGCCGAAAUCCAUUCCAACAGGCUCUAGAAGACCCGGAUACAACUACGAUUCAAAAUAAUGACCAGAACAAAGAUGAUUACGAUGAGACUCGUCUAGCUGCACAUCGUGACAUUUGUCUGAUUCCUCUCCGUUAUGUUGCUGAUAACUUGCUCCGCGAGCACCUUCCAGAUUUUCUUCCAGCAGUUUCUCAAAUAGUUCUUGCAUCUCCAGAUCUUGCAAUUCGACAAUUAGCUGUGGAUAUUAUGUCGAGAUUGGCCUAG
Caenorhabditis briggsae is the source of this 4971-nucleotide messenger RNA. Gene Ontology annotation, biological process: regulation of ARF protein signal transduction. The record is from RefSeq and is a predicted model, not a curated record. Gene Ontology annotation, molecular function: protein binding; guanyl-nucleotide exchange factor activity. NCBI's taxonomy places the organism in Eukaryota, Metazoa, Nematoda, Chromadorea, Rhabditida, Rhabditidae.